This is a messenger RNA of Didymodactylos carnosus, 387 nucleotides long. NCBI's taxonomy places the organism in Eukaryota, Metazoa, Rotifera, Eurotatoria, Philodinida, Philodinidae. The record is from the annotation of a GenBank genome assembly.
AUGAAAGCGGCGGUACUGACCAGUUUUCAGGCUCCAUUGGAAAUAAAACAAGUUCCAAUACCUAUUCCAAAUGAUGAUGAAGUUCUUGUAAAACUGAUCGCAUGCGGUGUUUGUCAUUCGGAUUUGCAUUUGGCUCACGGUGACUGGGACCUCAAACCUCCAUUGCCACGAAUUCUAGGACACGAAGGAGUCGGUGAAGUUGUUAAAUUAGGUAAAAAUGUGAAUGAUAAUUAUGAAAUCAAAUUGGGCGAUAUUAUCGGCGUGCCAUGGAUUCGUUCGACAUGUUCUCAUUGUGAAUAUUGUUGUACGAGUCGUGAAACAUUAUGUGCGAAACAACUCAAUUCUGGUUUCAGUGUUGAAGGAUGUUUUGCGGAAUAUGCCAUGUAA